This is a messenger RNA of Gryllus bimaculatus (two-spotted cricket), 9583 nucleotides long. Lineage: Eukaryota; Metazoa; Arthropoda; Insecta; Orthoptera; Gryllidae. The record is from the annotation of a GenBank genome assembly.
UGCACAUAUAUUUGUCAUGGAUCUUGUAAGUUGGCCAUUCCGAUAUAACCAACACCUGUCCUAGCGUCCAAUGAAGGACAUGAAAUGAGGUUGUUGUUCUUGUUUAUGGAUGCGUUGUGCAGAGUUGGGUUAGUUGAACUUGCUCGCUGUUCUUUGUCCGUUUCUUAUAGCUCAGUGAUAUCGUCCCCUUCUGACCCUAUGUUGUAAUGCACCAGUGGUUCCUGUGUUUUAUGUUUUUGUGAAUAAGACAUUUAAAAUAAAAGGUUACGAUGGCUGGAUUUGCCUUACGGAUGAAAAGUAAAUCGGGGCAAACGGUGAUAAAGGGGUUGACGCCACAAAGCACUGUGGCGGAAUUGAAGGGGAAACUGUCAUCCUUAACAAAUAUCAGGGAGAAGGCCCUUCAUGUUCUGUCAGGAUUUCCACCGAAACCUCUUGAUUUAAAACAGUCCGAUAUUACACUGGAAGCAAUUGGAAUUACCUCGGGUGAUACUCUUAUUAUAGAGGAACGAGAUAAUCCCGGGGAGGAGAAACAAACCGAUAAAGAAUCGACAGCACCCCAGAUGGAAAGAAGAAUUCAUAUUCAAGAAAGUCAAUUAGAGAGACCGGGGAUCCUUAUGAGAAAAGUUGUGCCAGCGGAUAAUUCAUGCUUAUUUACCAGUAUUGGUUUUGUUCUUGGAGGAAAAGUGGAUCCAACUUGUGCCCCAUUCAUGCGGCAGAUUAUAGCAGAAACAGUUGCUGGUGAUUCUGGAACGUAUUCUGAAGCAAUUCUAGGACAACCAAACCAUUCAUAUUGUGAGUGGAUUCUAAAACCUGACUCAUGGGGUGGUGCCAUAGAAUUAGCUGUUCUUUCUCAGUUUUAUGGGAUUGAAAUAGCUGUAGUGGACACAUUGAAUGCUAUUAUAAACAGAUUUGGGGAAGAUCAACGAUAUGCACAACGAGUGUUCCUUGUUUUUGAUGGGAUUCAUUAUGAUCCUCUAUAUCUAGAGCCAUUUGAGGGAGGCAGUGUGCAAACCAUUUUCCUCACAACAGAUGAACGAAUUUUGCAAGAAGCAGAACAAUUGGCUCUGGAGGCGAAAUCAAGUCGACAAUACACUGAUGUUCAUCGCUUUUCCCUCAAGUGCCUUGUCUGUCAAGAAAUGCUUGUUGGUCAGGUAGAGGCUCAGCAGCAUGCAAAAGCAACAGGUCACAAAACAUUUGGAGAGACUGCAUCAUAAUGUGAUAUAUAUUUUUAGGCACAUAUAUUGUAAUUAUUUAUAUUAUCUCGUUUUUCUUUUAAUAUUUCGUAAAGCUCGAUUUUUCAUUGUUAGAGGCUCUUUACAAUUGUAUUGGUUAUAUUUAUAUUGGUAUAUUUUGAUUAAUUUAUUCUUCAAUUGUACAUUUAAGAAAUAUUGUUUGUUUUAUGUUUUUGUAGUGUGAUUAUGGGAGAGGGUGUUCAUAAAGUUUAGGAUCUCUUUUUACUUUAUAAAUUUGAAAUUAAAUUUAAAAUAUAUACAUUUUUUAAUUUUUUGGAAAACUGGAAUAUUUUUUGGAAACUGAAAUUUGAAUACAUUUAUGUUCGCUCAUGGACCAAUAUUUGAGAGUAAUGGCAGAAACUUCAUCUUCUGCCGGGAAGAACGUUCCAGUACAUAAAUUGUUGAAAUAACAUGAAUAUUUACCAAAAGUGAAAUUUUUCACAUAUCUCUGAUUUAUUGUUUAUAUUAAAGAAUGUUAAUGUUUUCCUGAAUUUCAUGGACACUUACUACAGUUUUUCUGUGGUAUCCAGUGUGGGGAAAUGUGGAAUGCAUAAUGAUAAAUACAUUUUUCUGUGAUCUUGAGUGAUUAAAGAGUCAUAUCACAUUUGCGGGUAAAUGUAUUUUGGUACAACUGGAGCAGUACUUGAAACAAAAAGUAUAGAUCCUUUUUACUCUUGUGCUGUCUGACAGUUUCUUUAAAAGAUAUGCCUUCCAGAUAAUUUAUUAGCAUUGGUUACAUUCUGCAUUUAGUAAUUGGUAGAUAACUAUCCAAAGAAUAAUGUGUUCACCAUUUUCCUCAGUUUGUGUGUAUAGAUAUGCUGCAUAUAUAUUUAGAAAAUACAUUUUUACCAUUAACAUUUAGAAUAUGAUACAAAAUAUAUUUGCCCAUUGUAUCCUGUUUUUAGGAGCAUUUUGGCCAAUAAUAUUUUAUGAAUUACAGACAAACAAAUAUCUGAAAUGUUUGUGUGAUAACUAGCUUAUCUUCACUGCAAGAGGCAAGUUUUAAGAAAAUAAUCACAGCCAAACAACAUUCUUCCACAUUCUGUAGAUUGUUCAGUGGCAAGUUUAGUUGAAAACUUCAAGUAAAGCAUACAGUUUUGAGCCAUAAUUAAAAUGGGUUGAGCCACUUCUAAAUGUCCAUUUUUUAAUUUUUUUUUCUUCUUACUUUGUAGAAAAGGCUAGCUUGCAAAUUCUUGUAAACAAUUCCUUAAUUUAUUUUGUAAAUUGUGUAAACAAAUCCUUCUUAAACUGUGGUAUUUUUUCAUUGGGCUUAGAAAAAAAUGUGUUCAUCUCGAUAAUACUAUUGUAUGUAUGAAUUAUUUGUCAUUUGGGGGUUACAGUUUUAUCAUUGGUAAUGACAUAUUUAUAAUCAGCGCUGCUCAUACUGUACAUAUGCAUAAAGAAUGCAAAAUAAGAAAUUAAUAGGAAUCUUAGAUUAGUAUCUUUUGAUUUCAAAUAGGUGGUUAUUGUUUAAGGGUCAUCUAUUAUAAUUUAUAUUACUCAUUACCUUUUUUUGUUAGUUAUUACAAGAGUUGGAUGAUGUUAUUUCUGUAAAAGUUAUGGAUUGUACACAUUACAGAUUAAUCCAUCCAGUCAUUAAGUACUAGAAAUAUUAUUUUAUUAUUCAUUGCUAGAAAAGCCCUAAUGUGAAAGAACUAUUUAUGUGAACUUGAGUCAAGUCACAAUUUAAUUGUUGGCUAGGGUCAAGUGACUUGGAUGGAAAUUUCUCUCUCAUUUUACUGUGCAAGUAAAAGUAAAGGCUAAUGGAAUAGACUUAUAGGAUAUAAAAAAAUCCCAACAUCUUAUCCGUUGUUGGCAAUUUUGAGAGGCUGUUUUAGCCUGUUCGCUUAAUAAUUUCAAGUUAAGGUAGACCGAAUAGUAGAUGCAAAGGGCUUGCCCUCAGCGCAAAAUUAAAUUUAAAUUCACUACAAAGUACCUGCACUAUUAAGUGUCUUGUGUCCUCAUUUCAAGAACCCUUUUUUUAACUUACAUUUUAUCUUUAUACUGUACUGAAAUUCUGUUUCUGUUGGCAUAGCAUGUAUGUAUAUAAAGACGCAUGGUGAUUUUAGAUGAAACUUGAGAGUUGCUAGUCAUUUGUAUUAAAGUUCAUAAAUUUCAAAUUUGAUCAUGUUGAAAUGGGGAUAUUAAUUGUAAUUAUUAGCAAUAUAUAAUACUGCCAGAACCAUGAACUCGUUUAUCAACAUAUUUACUAGUUUCUAUAAAGUUCCAAUUCUGUAUAUUUUGAGUUGUUGUUUUUUUUUUUUUUAAUCCUUUUUCUCUGUUUAUCAGAAGUUUAAGGUAUUUCUGUGAAAUGCUACACAUCUUGGUUUUAAAAGUAUUGCAAAGCUGUGAUACUGUGAUUUAAUCAUGUACACUAGUAGAAUAAUAUUUCUUUUUCCACUAGCAAGUUUUGAAGAGGUUUUUGAAAAAUCGAAAGUCACAUUGCACAUCAUCUUUUAACCGGAUAGCCACUUUUUGGAAAACCAUGAAAGUGGGGGAAUUUCAUUGACCAGAAAAAUUCAAAUAAUUUGAAUUAUUUGUUUGAAAUAUAGGAAUUUUUUUGGCAAAACUAGAACAAAAUAUUAUUUACAUUAAGACAACAUUAUUUUUGGCGAGUUUUUACUUGUGAAGUAAUGGUUUGUUAAUUGGUUCUUAUGUCAAUACCAGAGUUGACAAAUAGGUUCUCAUGUUUUGCUUCAAUUUAAAGUUUUGUUAAAUUUGUGUGAAAUACUCUACAAAUCUUAUUUUGGAACAAAAAUUAUAAAUUGUUGAAAAAAGUUGGGAAAUUUGUCCUAGAAAGUGAGUAGUUACUCUGUUCAAUUUCUGUAUGUUUUUCUUGUAAGAAGUUACGGACAGAUUUUAAUGUACACAACUAGUAUUAUACCACACCCAAGAACAACUUGUUGAGUGAACUUACUGAUUGACAUUACUGAGAACAAAUCGGGAUGUAAAGCUAUUAAGUAAGUGAUAUUUCAUUUCUUUUGAAAUAAUAAAUUCCAAUUUACUAUUCAGUAUCCUAGCAGCGAUGAAUUUCAAAAUUAUUGUAAUUGCACUAUUUUCUGAUUAUGCUAUUUAAGUACUUACAUUUCUGAUAGUUAUUCCUGUAAUAUACAUGAUUUAAAAUAAUACCUCAGACAAAGUGUGAAGUAAAUUAUCUUUGUGUAUAAUGUUAUUAAUUCUGAUGUUUCUUCUAUACAAGUUCAAAGGAAUUGUCACCAUAUUUUGCUUGUGUUGACUUGAAAGUGGUGAAAAUGUCCAUAUGGGUUCCUUGACUUAAUACCUUCCUAUUGUGUUAAACAUUAAGAAAGUUGAAAAUUUCAUUACUGGUAUGUACGAAAUCUUAGUAUUAUCGGAUUAUUAAUACUAAUCUACUGAAAUCAUGUUGCCAGUGUUAAGUAUUUGAAUUGAAAAUGGAAGAUAAAAAUGAAGUGGAAAAGUGAAAACAGUGUUCCAAAUGAAUUAUCAGUUAAUGCAUAAAUAUUAUGCGAGAAAGUUAAAAUAAGAUUCAUAUUAUAUUAAUUUUGUUAAUUUCAGAAUAUCCUUACAUGCUUUUUUAUUGUAGAAGAGAAGGUUAACUUCUUAGUUAAUUUUUUGUAUUAAUUGCAAAUCGUACACAAACAGGUAUCAUGGGAACUGUUCUCUCUUUUUUUUUUCUUUCUUUCUCCCUGGGAUACCUGAGCAUUGUGUUUAGAGGGGAAAGUAAUGUUGGUGAUGGAUGAUAGUUUGAGGGGAUUUAAAAGUUUGGGCAUUCAAUCAUUUGAACUACGAUGAAGUUCAACGCAAAGAAGUAUUUUUGAGUGCAAAAAUAUUCAAUCUAAAAUUUUUAAUGUUGUGGAAAUAGUGUUAGAAUUCAUCAUGUUCAUUCAACCUCUUUUGUAUUUGUAAUGUUAACGUGUUCAAUACAUAUUGUAAUUUAGUGAAGUAAAUACAAAAUCAUUCAUCCGGUUAACCUAACAUGUCACUUUUGAAAAUUGUUUAAAGAAAUUAUUUUUUAAAAUUUUCCGAUGCAAAGGCAAGGUGCCCUUCAAAGAGAGUAUUUCAAUAGCUUAUUUUCGAUGAAAGUACCAGGGAGUCUUCAAACUUGUGAUAAUGUAUAAAAAUGUGUCUUUUGAUCAAACAUAUCACUAUUAAUACUACAGAAUUGAAAACUAAAUCAGUUUGUUAACAUUAACGUUCUCUAUGUAAAUGAACCAUUUGCUGCAAGAAUUUGAUGCAAUAAUGUUGCAUAUGAGAGAGGGAUACAGUGCUAAUAAUUUCCUGGAGGUAAUUUCCUGAUUUGUUAUUGUGCUGAAAUGUCAGCAAUUGAUAGCACCCCCUCUGAAUUUUCUAUGGGAAUAGGCAUGUGUUCUUUGUAGAAUAUAUGAUAAAAUUAUGAUGAUAGUAAGAACAAUAAUAAUUAUAAUUUCGUGCAACAUGGUUUCGUUGAUACAUUGGUGUGAUUCCAGAAGCCAUGGAAGUUGGCAACCACCACCCGUUAAUUUUUAAAGAUUGUUUUGCAACUCCUAACUUUUUGCAAAUUGUUUGUUGUUUUUAAGACAUUUUUGGCCUGAUUUUAAAUUAUUCUUCUCAGCAAAGGCAAAGAAUGAAGAAGCAAAACAUAAGAUUUCUUGUGUAAUUGGUUGAUUAGUGCUUGCAAUAGUAGUUUAGGAAUUCUUUGGAGGAGUAAAUUCAUUUUCUAGAAACAUAUACAAGAAUCCCUCUUGUUAUGAUGUAAUAUGAUCUGAUUUCUUUUGUGUGAGGUAGUCAUGUUUCAACAGGCCCUCUAGGGCCUAGUUUGUCACAUUUGUGAAAUUACUUCAGCAAUUUUUUUAUACUUCCGAAUGCUUAAUAAUUUCCCCUUCUCUGGAUUUCAGAAGUUUCUAUGGAGUAGGUCACAGUCGUAAUCAGUUUCAAUAUAUGUUUAAAGGAAGUUGGUGAAACAGUUUAAACAAGUUUUUUGAAACUGUUUGAUACCUUUUUAUAUAUGUAUUGGAAAAUUUCUUCCUGUGAUUAAAGUUGAAUGUCUAAAUAAAUCUUAAAGUAUAAUGUAUUGAAAGAUUUUUUUUAUCACCACAAUUUAAAUAUCUAAAAGAAUUCACAAUUUUUAAUUUUUUAUAGGAUUUGUUGAUCUUUUUGUAUGUUCAGUUAUCUAAUUGAUGUAUUGCUGAUUAAUAUAAUUGAAUGUGUUAUUUCAAAUGUUUUGUAUGUAUUUUUCUUGAAGAUAUAAAAUUCUGGUCACUUCAUUAUUUCAUAAUCAAAAAUGUUUAUUGACCUUGUGUUAUGUGAAGAGUAGUCUUCCUCCACGAUAAUAGUUAUUUUAAGGAGAGUUAGGAAUCUGUUAAUUGCAAAUUUUUCAUGCUCAGAAAUUAGUGUACUGUAUAAUUGAUAAUAAACGAUUAGUUUAGCUCUGAAAGAAGUCUCAAAUUUUUCUUCUUUCAGUAAUAGUUAUUCAUUGAUAAGUUUAAAAUGUACUAAUUCAAGAGUGGGGUUCAAUUAUGUGUUUAGUCUGUUUGAAAAUUGCUUUUAGUUCACGUAUUUAAGACAUGUGUAAAUUUAUAAAAUUCUUUUGUAAUUGCAUAUGGUUUAAAAAAUCAAUACUAGUUUGUAAUAGAUUCACUGUUCAUCAAUGUACUUUUGGUGAAUUUAAUGUUCAGAGUUUCCAUGUAAGUGAAUCCAGGCAGUGGUAGCUUGCCAAUACCAAUUUCAGUGAAUACUACAAGUGAGAACACUACAAUUCAAAUUGCUAUAGAAUAAUUUGUAUCUGGUUGCAAACAGAAUUCAACUAAAAUGUGUUGUGGGAUAAUGUUAGUUUUGUCUUUGAUUAAAAACACAGUUUUAUAAUACGACUUUGUAAUUACAAUAACUGAUCAGAGUUUGAAAAUAGUAAGAUUUAUUUCACAGGACAGUAGUAUUUUUCCCCUUCAAUAUGCAUCUUCACCUUGAUUGCUCAAAGUUGACAUUACACUCCAUUGUUCAUUUUGUAUUAAUAUAAGUAAUGUGAAGUACAGUAUAUUACUUUUCUAAAUAAUGCCAGUGUAUAUUUUUAUGAAACAACAUUGGGUAAACAAUGGACAGUCUUGUCAGAAUUAUGUUUUAAAUACAUUUACUAUUUGAGAUCACAUAUAUACAUUGGUUUAACAAAGGGAGACCCCCUGAUUUUGUGAGUUUGAGUUGUCACAUUUAUUUAUGUAUUUAUGUGAAAUUAUGGACAUAAGUGUCAUUUGACAUGAAAUAUGUAUUAUUAUGAUUAAAAUUGCUCUACACACUUAUUUCGCUAUCAAAAAAGUGAUGAAUUCGACUGAAAUAUACUAAUAUCAUUAUCAUUCAAGUAUUAGUGGGGUAGGAAAGGAAAGAAAUGGAUAGGAAAAAAACCUGCAUUGCUUUCUAUAAAAUGAUCUCCAAACGUGUUUUUGAAGCCCCCACAUGUGGCUCCAAAUCAUGUGAGUGAGAGAAAUGCCCAUGAUCAGUUUUUCGACUCUGGACAGCAGGUUUUGGGCUCUGGUUUAGUUUUAGUUAUAAUGUUUCACUGAAACUUCAGUGAAAACUUCCGUAAGGUUGUUGUAGAGGGCUGGAAUGUCAGUCGGUGAUAAUUUACUGUUGACCCUUAAUGAAUUUGCUAUGUAUGCUUUCUUGCAGAGUAUGAAACAAAAUUAAUAGUGGAAUGAAAAUUUUAAUUUUUUUUUAACUAUAUCAUUUUGUUUCUCUCCAUUGUAGACUUCUUGUUAUGCCUAUGUAUGUAUACAAGUUAUGCCUUUGUAUAUUACAAUGCUUAUUAUGAAUGAAGUUUCACUUGUGUAUUGAACAAUGUUAUUGCAGACUUUCUUACAAAAAAAUUGCUGGAAUAUUCAGUGUAUUUUGGUAAAUUGAAAUGCCCUCUACAACAAACUUUCUCAUCUGGACGGCGUUUUUAAAUUAGGUUUAUUUGUAAGUCUCUGGAGAAAAUAAAAUUAGAGUGAGUGUGAUGGAAAGCAAAGCGAGAUAUUUCUUAUAGACAUUGGUACUACUUUUUCAGUCUUCUUCUCAAGAUAUUUCUUCAUCAGUUCACUGUAGAUAAUGCAACAAAUGUGGAUAACUGAAAGGUGUGGGUAAAUUGUAUCUUUCACAAUCUCAUAUUUUCAGUAAAUUGAGGUGAAAUUUUGUUACUUUUCUUAUCAAGAGAACUUCUUGCAGAAUUUUUUUUUUUUAUUUCUGGAAGUUGAAUUCCUACUGACUGUGAAAUAAUUAAAGUAGGUUUUUUAUGUAAAUGUAUUUUCUCAAAUAUCUCAAAAAUUGGCAAUAAAACAUACUCUAAUUACCAAGCUAAUGAAGUAUAUACUUGCAGCAGGUUGUGAUCUACCAGGAAAAAAAUAAAUUUGAAAGCGGAAAUAAAAGUUCAGGAGAGAAAGGAUGAGAAACACUAUUCUAGAAAGCAAUAUAGACAGAUGAGUUAAUUGAAUCAUAUUAUGAAACAUUUAUACCACUAUUAAUGUUACAGAUUUUCGUGUUUAAUUUUUGUAACAAAACUAACAAAAGUAUUUUGAGAUUUUUUUUCUAUCUUUAGGUUGUUUAUAUUGAUUGUAAACAAGAGGAAUAGCUUCAUUGAAUUUGAAUGACAUUGAUCACUUUUGAAUCUUAUUUUGCUCCAUUUUAAUUUUAUGUCUAUCAUUGUUAGUCUGACAAUUACAUUUGUCUAUUUGAAGUUAUAUUGUGCCUUAAAAGGCAGUUGUUUUAAUAUAUGUAUAGUUGUCAUGACUUUGUAUCAUAAUGAGAUAAAUGAGAAUUACCUUUUUGAAAUUUUUGUUCAAUUGUACAUAAGAUCAUUGUGCAAAUACAAAGAAGAACAUUGUAUCUUGAGUAUCAGCCUGUGGUUACAUCCAAGUUGUAUGGGGAGAUAAACUGAGAGCUUUGUUAGUGAAACCAUGUUAAAGCUACUCAGAUAUCUCAAGUACACUUUGCUCUGCUUUACAAUACUAGUCGAUUUUUGUUCACAUCUCAAACACCUGAGCUGUAAACUGUGAUUAAAGCAGAGGGUAAACUGAUAUUUCAUCAGCUGGGACACGCUAUUCAGUUGGGAGAUUUAUUAGAACUUAAUUUUUUAAAUUGAAACUCCUGAUUGGAUAACCACAUCUUAGCUGAUCAAAUGUCAUUGUACACUCUCUUUUAAUUGAAGAAUAAUUUUCCAAUUCAUAUUCCUUGCCUAGUAUACACUGGACUUAUUGCAUGUAUUCCGUGUAUUCAUUGUAUUACUGUAUGUACAUUGUCUAUUAUGAAAUGAAAACAAUUGUUGAAAAGAAUUGUUAUUAGUUUUUUAAAAUUUUUAAAACAUUGCUUUUAGAAUAUACUGCUCAUGCAAUUGUCACAUAACAAUGAAUAUAGUAUUUGGCCAAAAUUAA